CCCUGCCCGAGCGGCUACCGGCCCAACCCACCCGGGGUGGCUGUGGCCGGGUUGGCUGCGGGACUGCGGCGACCCUGGUGUUCCAGCGCGGUCAGAAGUGUGUGUUUAAAAACUUAGCCCACCAUGCUUUCCUGUUUUUACUCUGCUACUAGUUGGCUGGUUAAACAUCAGGGGUGAAGACUGAGCAUGCUCAGCCUGGCUUCACAGACUAACGUUCACGCCAGUAGAUUUCCCCCAGCCCUCUGCAGGUGAUUAGUUUCCAAGUAUUUAAGCUGCAUGUGAGUAGAAGCACAAUGAGAGCCAGUCAGAAGGACUUUGAAAAUUCAGUGAAUCGAGUGAAACUGUUGAAGAAGGAUCCAGGAAAUGAAGCGAAGCUAAAACUCUAUGCCCUAUGUAAGCAGGCAACUGAAGGACCUUGUAAUACACCCAAACCAAGUGUUUUUGACUUGAUCAAUAAGGCUAAGUGGGACGCAUGGAAUUCUCUUGGCAGCCUGUCCAAGGAAACUGCCAGGCAGAACUAUGUGGAUAUGGUGUCCAGUCUGAACUCUUCUUCUGAAUCUUCUAGCCAAAUAAAGCCUGGAGCCGACGGGGAACAACCGGGAUAUGAAACCCUGGUGGUGACCUCUCAAGAUGGCAUCACAAAGAUCAUGUUGAACCGGCCCACCAAAAAGAAUGCCAUCAGCACUCAGAUCCUUACCACCCUUCUAGAAGAAAAUAAUACAACUGGUCACCUGCCAUCACCCACCACACCUCUUUCUUAUCACUUCUUACCACAUGCUGCUGCACUACAAAACCCUCCGCUAAGCACCUGCCCCACAAAGUACAGGAGAAUGCAACUCUGACAAUACAUGCAUUUUAAUUCCACCAUAACAAAAUCAUUGGGUCAUCUUCUGUUUGGUGAUAUUUUGUUCCUACAUGAAAUUCAAUGCAUUAAAAUUUUAUAAAUAAAAUUCCAAUUUUA
Manis pentadactyla (Chinese pangolin) is the source of this 961-nucleotide messenger RNA. Its product is annotated as enoyl-CoA delta isomerase 2-like. The record is from RefSeq and is a predicted model, not a curated record. Gene Ontology annotation, molecular function: fatty-acyl-CoA binding. The coding region runs from base 294 to 842 and encodes 182 amino acids. The transcript is spliced from 6 exons. Gene Ontology annotation, biological process: fatty acid metabolic process. Lineage: Eukaryota; Metazoa; Chordata; Mammalia; Pholidota; Manidae.